AUGGGGGCAUUAUCGCUACCCACAAAAGGGAGACGCCUCUACAGUAUAAAAAUUAUUGACAGGGUGACAAAGAAAAGUGUAAAAAUAUAUGAGCAUUCGUCUUUUGGGCGGAAUGGAAAGGGAAAGAAAUCGGACGAGGAAUGUCCACAUCCCAAUGGUGAGAGUACGUUUCCUACUGAUGGAGGACUUACGUGGGGUGAGAAGUACAGAGGGACACCCAUGGUGGGCGUCAAAAGUGAUGUGUGCAGAAUGUCCACAAGGAAAACUUCCAUUUUUUAUGAAAGCGAAAGGAUUAUUAAGUGCGAAAGUGGAGCAGGCGGCGACGGAGCUAUCAGCUUCAAGAAGUUUAAACGGAAGGUGUUGGGACCGUUAGGCAUACCAAAUGGGGGAAAAGGGGGAAACGGUGGCGACGUGUACUUAUGUUAUUGGGACCGUGAAGGGGGUGGACCUCUCACCAGGAGGAGGAAGCGAAGAGGUGAAGACCAACAUGUGUAUAUUAACAACUUGGAAGAGUUACCCUGCGUCAUUUCGGCCACCAGGGGAGAGAAAGGGAAAGCUAAUCAACUGAGAGGGAAAAAUGGCAUGAGUGUUUUUUUACACGUCAACAAGAUGUGUCAUGUGUAUCGACUGUUUCCGCGGGGGGGGGAAGACGCUACCGGUAGAGAAGGGGCGGAGGCUACAUGUAGAGGGGGGGAAGAAGCAACGUGUAGAGAGGUGCCACACUCGGAGUGUACAGAUGUCCCUUUGCACAUUUUAGGAGGACACACAUACGAUGCACAGGGGACCCCCUUGGGUGAUGAAAGAAGGGACGUGCUAAUGAUAGGGAGGAACGACCAAUGGGCCAGUCCCCACGUGAAGGGAGAUCACCACAAUGUAGUGGCUUACAAAUCGCAGUACGAAGACAAAGUGUACAAAGUGAUAAAAAAAGAAGACCCCAUUUAUGUGAAAAAAAAUAUGCACAUUUUAAAGCAGCUAAUCAGGAUGGACAAACAAGUGGGCGGAGAAACCUACCUCGGGAUGUUAAGUCCAAGGAACAAUUCACUUUUACUCUCCAAAGGGGGAGAAGGAGGUAAAGGGAACAACAUGCAGGAUACCUACACUUAUGGGAAAGGAGCAACGGGGUCUACUUCCUACAUAAGGAUCGUUUACCGAUGCAUUAGUGACACUUGCCUUUUGGGGUUUCCCGGAUCGGGGAAGUCUACUCUGCUCUCUUUGAUCGCUCCGAAAAUACACACGGUGAAUAACAUGUAUGUACUGAAGAAGAUUUUCUUCACAGAUAACUUCCAGGUAUCCGUCGCGGACUUUGUUGGCGACUGCACAGGUGGAGGCGGCAUCUCACAUGGAGGCGGCACCUCAGAUGGAGGCGGCAUCUCAGAUGGAGGCCUCAUAUCGGAUUCAAGUCGCACACCAGAUGGAAGCCGCAGAGCAGAGCAGAGCCCCCCCUUCCACAUCAGCCCCAACGUGGCUCACCACCUGGAACUCAUCCACCUCCUCGUCAUCGUCCUGGACAUGCAUCGCGAACUGAUCCCCCAGUUUCGCGCCAUUAGGGAGGAACUGCGCCGGAAGGAUGAGCGCCUAUUCCUCAAGCCAUACAUCGUUGCCAUAAACAAGUGCGACGCCCAUUUCGCGGAGAAGAUAAAGCGGGCGGAGGAAGCCUACCGAGACAUAAAAGCUGAGGCUGGGGACGACGUCCCCGUUUUUUUCAUCAGUGCCAAAUACGCAAUGGGAAUUGACAAAUUCGUUACACACCUGCGGACAUGUGUGCAGAAGUUGAAGCAGGCCAUAUGUUGA
Molecule: messenger RNA, 1791 nt
Organism: Plasmodium inui San Antonio 1
Lineage: Eukaryota; Apicomplexa; Aconoidasida; Haemosporida; Plasmodiidae
Exons: 2
Coding region: 1-1791 (596 amino acids)
Cellular component (GO): mitochondrion
Molecular function (GO): GTPase activity; GTP binding
Source: RefSeq, a predicted model, not a curated record